UUAGCGUUACUUUGUGCUCGAGGACUCCAUCGUUCCUUAACUUUAUCCUAGGACAAGCUUUUGAAAUCUGCUCUCCGCUCAAAACGCUGCAGGCGCGAUGUUGCUAACGAAUUUCCAGAUUGCGGCCGUGUGAGACCCACUCGCCCUCCCCAGGGAGGUAGCUUUCCGGCGCCGAGAACGACGGAAGGCAGCACACGGCACACACUGCAGAGUUACGCUUGCCCAAUCACACGAAUUCCCUGGGCUGCGGUCCAGGAAGGCAUGCGGUCAAUGACUGAUGAUCAAUCAGCUGUUGGAGAGUGCCCAAAUCUGUCCACGUGCCCAGCUUAAUGCCUCAGGCCAGACACGCCAAGAAAUGUAUGACUCAGCAUCCCGAUGGCGGUGGCUGUCACAGAAAAUCUGCGACUCGUGGCUUCAGCAACACCGCGUCCCUCGUGAAGCUGCUCACGCGAUUGAGCUUCGACCCAGGUCGUGAGGAUGCCGACCAAACGGAAAUCUACAGCCGCAAUCGCAACGCCUGUACGUCAAAGUCAUCGGCGGAAGCCAUCGAUCGAGCGAGUGAUUCGAGCCAAUACGAGUCAUCUGACAAUGAGGAGGGAGCAAGCGAAGGAGAUGAGGAGCCCGUGGAGAAAACCAACGUCCUGCCCGAAAACGCCAAGCAAAGAGACAACCACGAUGCCGCAGAUGCCGACACGGUAAUGCAAGAGGGAGGCGACGGCUCGGAUGCCGAGCUCGCAUCUCCGACUUUUGGUGAUCUUGUUCGAAGCAACUCAACAAUUGACGUCCCCGCUUCGCUCGCGGCGCAAGCGGCAACCCAGGCUUCACGGCUGGCAGUACAACAACGCCCGACAGCUCCAAUCACCGCUACUUCGCUCGGCACGGUCCUCAACCAAGCUCUCCGCACCGACGAUGCCGACCUCCUCGAGUCAUGCCUGCAAACUAGCGAUGUCAAGAUAAUAGAAAACACAAUCAACCGCAUGGACUCGUCGCUUGCCGGCACUCUCCUCUCCAAGCUCUCUGCUCGCAUGCACCGGCGGCCGGGCCGGGCCUUUGGGCUUAUGAGGUGGAUGCAGUGGACUCUGGUGGCGCACGGUGGCGCGCUCGUCACACAGCCUGACCUCAUUGCGCGGUUAGGCGAGCUCAACCGCGUCUUGGAGGAGCGGGCACGCGGUCUGCCGAGUCUAUUGGCUCUCAAGGGGAAGCUGGACAUGCUGGAUUCGCAAAUGAGGUUUCGGAAAUCGAUCAAGGCGGCCGGGGCAGGCCGGAGCCGGGAUGGGGAGGGGGAAGAAUCCAGCGAGGAGGAGAAAGACGGGGAUGUACCGGGUGUCGUGUACGUCGAGGGCCAGGAGAAGUUGCCGGGCAAAGCCCUCACCAACGGGACUGUAAAGGGAGCUGCUGUGGAGGACCAGGACGAUUUCCCGGCCGGGACGGGCGUCAUUUCUGAGUCUGAAGAAGAAUCAGAUGAAGAGUUUGAGGAUGAUGAUGUGGAGGAGGAGCUUGCGGAGGACGAGUCACUGGAUGAAGACGAGGUUGAUCAUGACGACGUUGAAGAUGAAGAGGAGGAGAGCGAAGGCGAGGACUCUCGGCCACCGGCAAAAGUCCGGAGAGUGUCAGAGAGGCCCUCGCGAAGGAAGUAA
This is a messenger RNA of Canariomyces notabilis, 1637 nucleotides long. RefSeq names its product NUC189-domain-containing protein. The transcript is spliced from 3 exons. The coding region runs from base 330 to 1637 and encodes 435 amino acids. Gene Ontology annotation, biological process: maturation of SSU-rRNA from tricistronic rRNA transcript (SSU-rRNA, 5.8S rRNA, LSU-rRNA). The record is from RefSeq and is a predicted model, not a curated record. Gene Ontology annotation, cellular component: nucleolus. Lineage: Eukaryota; Fungi; Ascomycota; Sordariomycetes; Sordariales; Chaetomiaceae.